GCCACGGGGAGCUGCCCGCCUCCCUCCGCCCCGCCCCAGAUGUCCCCGCCGCCCGAGGGGAGAGGGGCGGGCCGGGGCGGGCCCGGGGCGGGCGGAGCGGGCAGCGAGGGAGGCGCCGAGCAGGGAGAGCACCGGGCGGGCUGAGGCAGCCGCGGAGCGGGGUGGCCGCGGCCCUGGCACGGCGGCGCCCGGGGGGCGGGAGCCCAGGGGCCGGGAGGAGGAAGAGGAGGGGCGCGGGCAGCGGGGAGAGGACAGAGGAGCCGUCUGGAGGAGCCGAGGCGGCGGCGGAGAGCUCUAGGGGAAGAUGUUGUCUCUUCUGACAUCUUGCGAUUGAGAUACCUGAGAACAGGUUCAGUAACAAUCCCAAGUUCCUGAAGAAGACACUUACGAAUGUAUUGAAAUAAGAAGCUGUAAACAUUUUUUUCCCCCGCCGUCUAUACUGCAUAAGAGAAACCGUAAUCUGAAGCACUUCUCGGACACUCUCCCAGAUGUAUGAAGUCUGCAAAGCUCGCUGUCCAAACUGGCUGUUUUAGUCAGUGGUACUUACCACAUUUGUGGUGUGUAUACAGUACUCUGAAGAAAAAUCACUUUUUUUAUAAAACUCCCAGAAGGAACAUUUUAUUAUGGACAGCUUUUUCUGGAUGUAUAUCCAGGGAGAUUAAUGCCUAGAGUUGAAAGGCAUUUAGUAUACACUGCAAAGUUGGCUUUCCCUCAGUUUUUCCAGAUGUAUUAUCUCCCCUGUACACUGGGAACACGCACAGCCGCGUAAGCUACAGAUGCAGCCAUGGAGCUGUGUGAACUUGUGAGCCGCACAAGAGGUGUUGCAGAGUGCUGGUACCAGACGCGGCUUCACGAUGUCAGCUGAGCUGUGAUUGUGCCAUGCUGAUCACAACAAAGCACACAAAUGGAGUGACACCCUUCCUGCCAAGAGGCUGUUAAGUUUUACGAGGAAGGUUAACUGAUCUCCCGGUAACCUCUGUCAAGUUCUGUGCGAGAUGAGCGCGAGUCUCCCUGCUCCGGGAUGUUGAAGAUGUGCUGCUGCUUAUGACACAUCCAAGAGAAGAAGCUUUGUAAAAUGGCUCAAACCAGCUUGCUGCAGGGAAAGCAGUUCUACUGUAGGGAGUGGGUUUUCCACAAGCUUCAGCACUGCCUCCAGGAGAAAGCUAACUGCAGUGGUAGCACUGCCAACAAACCAUCUCUUGUAGCGAAUUCUGGGAAUAAUACCGGUAGUGUCUCUGGCAAAGGAGCUGCCUGGGGUGUAUUGUUGGUAGGAGGGCCCGGUAGUGGGAAGACAGCCCUCUGUACUGAGUUACUGUGGCCAAGCUCACCUGCAAACCUCCAGAGAGGCUUACAUCGCCAGGCUCUAGCCUUCCACUUCUGCAGGGCCCAAGACUCUGACACACUCUGUGUUGGAGGCUUUAUUAGAGGUUUAGUCACACAAAUCUGCCGCAGUGGACUGAUCCAGGGAUAUGAGGACAAACUAAGAGAUCCUGCUAUUCAAAGUCUCUUGCAACCCGGGGAAUGUGAGAGGAACCCUGCUGAAGCAUUUAAAAGGUGCAUUCUACUCCCUCUCCUGGGAAUGAAGCCCCCUCAGCAGAGCCUCUUCAUACUCGUGGAUUCGGUUGAUGAGGGCUGUAACGUUUCUGAGGGUGAACAGACUUCCACAAGUUUAUCUGGAACAAUUGCAGAGAUUUUAGCAAGCCACUUCGAGUUCUUCCCUCCCUGGCUGCUCCUCUUGUGCUCUGCCCGCAAACAGAGUAAAGCUGUUACAAAAAUGUUUACAGGUUUUCGAAAAAUAAGUCUGGAUGACCUUCGAAAGGCUUAUAUUGUGAAAGAUGUGCAGCAAUAUAUUCUGCAUCGUUUAGACCAGGAAGAAGCCCUGAGACAACAUCUCACAAAAGAAACAGCAGAGAUGCUGAAUCAGCUUCACAUCAAAAGCAGUGGUUGCUUUUUGUAUCUGGAACGUGUCCUAGAUGGAGUUGUGGAGAAUUUUAUUAUGUUGCGAGAGAUCCGUGAUAUUCCAGGAACAUUAAACGGCCUCUACCUUUGGCUCUGCCAGAGACUUUUUGUGAGAAAACAGUUUGCGAAGGUCCAGCCCAUUCUUAAUGUAAUUCUUGCAGCCUGUAGACCCUUAACCACCACGGAGUUGUAUCAUGCAGUGUGGACCAAAAACAUGACGCUGACGAUGGAAGACUUCCAACGCAAAUUGGAUGUCCUGUCAAAAGUCCUUAUCGAUGGCCUUGGAAAUACAAAAAUCUUGUUCCAUUACAGUUUUGCAGAAUGGCUGCUGGAUGUAAAGCACUGUACACAGAAAUACUUGUGUAAUGCAGCAGAGGGACACAGAAUGCUGGCAAUGAGCUACACCUGCCGAGCAAAGGAUUUAACACCAUUAGAAGCUCAAGAGUUUGCAUUGCAUCUGAUUAAUUCAAAUUUACAGUUAGAGACCUCAGAGCUGGCCUUAUGGAUGAUAUGGAAUGGCACACCUGUCAAAGACUCCCUGUCAACCUUAAUUCCUAAAGAACAAGAAGUAUUACAGCUGCUGGUAAAAGCUGGUGCUCACGUCAACAGCGAAGAUGACCGCACGUCUUGCAUUGUCCGGCAGGCUCUGGAGAGAGAGGACUCCAUUCGCACCUUGUUAGACAACGGAGCGUCAGUAAACCAGUGCGAUUCCAAUGGGAGAACGCUCUUGGCCAACGCAGCGUACAGCGGCAACCUCGAUGUUGUCAACCUGCUGGUCUCAAGGGGAGCAGAUUUAGAGAUAGAAGAUACUCAUGGGCAAACAGCACUUACCUUGGCUUCUCGUCAGGGACACACGAAGGUUGUCAAUUGCCUGAUCGGAUGUGGGGCCAAUGUCAAUCACACGGAUCACGAUGGCUGGACGGCACUGCGGUCUGCAGCGUGGGGAGGGCACACAGAGGUGGUCUCUGCACUCCUUUACGCGGGAGUCAAAGUGGACUGUGCGGAUGCUGACAGUCGAACGGCGCUGAGAGCAGCGGCGUGGGGGGGACAUGAAGAUAUUGUGCUGAAUCUGCUUCAACACGGCGCUGAAGUUAAUAAAGCUGACAACGAGGGCAGAACGGCGUUGAUUGCGGCUGCCUACAUGGGGCACAAAGAGAUCGUGGAGCACCUGCUGGAUCACGGUGCAGAGGUGAACCACGAGGAUGUGGACGGAAGAACGGCUCUGUCUGUCGCUGCACUCUGUGUGCCGGCCAGCAAGGGACACGCCUCGGUGGUCAGCCUGCUUAUCGACCGCGGGGCCGAGGUUGACCACUGUGACAAAGAUGGCAUGACCCCACUGCUGGUGGCUGCUUAUGAAGGACAUGUGGACGUUGUUGAUUUGCUUCUAGAAGGAGGAGCUGAUGUUGAUCACACAGACAACAACGGUCGUACACCGCUUCUGGCAGCAGCCUCCAUGGGCCACGCUUCAGUUGUAAAUACUCUCUUAUUUUGGGGUGCAGCUGUUGAUAGCAUUGAUAGUGAAGGUAGAACAGUUCUGAGCAUAGCAUCUGCACAGGGUAAUGUUGAAGUAGUACGGACUCUGCUGGACAGGGGGCUAGAUGAAAAUCAUAGAGACGAUGCAGGCUGGACACCUUUGCAUAUGGCAGCUUUUGAAGGUCACAGGUUGAUAUGUGAAGCUCUUAUAGAACAAGGUGCUAGAACAAAUGAAAUCGAUAAUGAUGGUCGUAUACCUUUCAUAUUAGCUGCACAGGAGGGUCACUAUGAUUGUGUGCAGAUGUUACUGGAAAAUAAAUCCAACAUUGAUCAGAGAGGCUAUGAUGGGAGAAAUGCUCUCCGAGUUGCUGCCUUAGAAGGUCACAGAGAUAUAGUUGAACUACUGCUCAGCCAUGGAGCAGAUGUGAACUACAAAGAUGCUGAUGGCCGGCCAACACUUUAUAUCUUAGCGUUAGAAAACCAGCUUACAAUGGCUGAGUAUUUUUUAGAAAACGGUGCAAACGUAGAAGCAAGUGAUGCUGAAGGAAGAACAGCACUCCAUGUUUCCUGCUGGCAGGGCCAUUUGGAGAUGGUACAGGUGCUGAUAACAUACCAUGCUGAUGUGAACGCUGCAGAUAACGAGAAGAGAUCUGCUUUGCAGUCUGCUGCAUGGCAAGGUCAUGUGAAGGUAGUGCAGCUUCUCAUUGAACAUGGAGCUCUGGUUGACCAUACAUGUAAUCAAGGUGCUACUGGACUCUGCAUUGCAGCCCAAGAAGGGCAUAUUGACGUUGUCCAGAUAUUACUGGAGCAUGGUGCUGAUCCAAAUCAUGCUGACCAAUUUGGGCGCACAGCUAUGCGAGUUGCAGCUAAAAAUGGACACUCUCAGAUUAUUAAAUUACUGGAAAAAUAUGGUGCAUCGACUCUGAAUGGUUGCACUCCGUCUCCAGUACACACAAUGGAGCAAAAACCCUUACAGUCAGUCUCUUCUAAAAUGCAGUCCUUAACAAUGAAGUCCAAUAGUUCGGGGAGUACUGGUGGAGAUAUGCAGCCCAGUAUGCGGGGAUUAUCUAACGGGCCUGCGCACGCCUUCAGUUCUCCUUCUGAGUCCCCUGAUUCUACAGUUGACCGUCAAAAGUCAUCUUUAUCAAAUAAUUCCCUGAAAAGUUCCAAAAAUUCCUCUCUCCGCACCACGUCCUCGACGGCGACUGCUCAGACAGUGCCCAUUGAUAGUUUCCACAGCCUGUCGUUCACGGAGCAAAUACAGCAGCAUUCCCUGCCACGCAGCAGAAGCAGGCAGUCCAUUGUUUCUCCUUCUUCCACAACUCAUUCCCUGAGUCAAAAUCACAAUUCACCAAGUAGUGAGUUUGAGUGGAGCCAAGUAAAACCUAGUUUGAAAUCAACAAAGGGUAACAAGGGAGGGAAAACGGACAACUCCAGCAAGUCUGGGUCAGCUGGAAAGAAAAUAAAGCAGAGUAGUUCCUCCCAACCCAAAGUGUUAGAAUAUGAAAUGACUCAGUUUGAUAAGCGAGUACCUAUUGCCAAAUCUGGCCCAAGCAUGCCACUGAAAUCAAUGCCGGUAGAGCCACAGUGCAAAAUUUUGGUCCCGCCAGCUCAGCAGGAAGUUGGUCGAUCUCAGCAGCAGUUCCUGAUUCACCAACAGAGUGGAGAGCAGAAGAAGAGGAACGGGAUUAUGACGAAUCCAAACUACCAUCUCCAGAGCAAUCAGGUUUUUCUUGGCAGGGUUUCUGUCCCACGAACAGUGCAGGAUAGAGGGCAUCAGGAUGUACUGGAAGGUUAUCCUUCUGCAGAAACAGAACUCAGCCUUAAGCAAGCCUUAAAACUUCAGAUUGAAGGUAGCGACCCAAGUUUCAACUACAAGAAGGAAACACCAUUGUAAAAGGCCAAUUCCAUGAUGCUGUGAACAGAAGCCCUUCUGCUCCAAAAGAUUUAUCAGCUGGCUGGGAUGAAAGCAUAUAAUGCUUAUUUAGUGCACCUAGAAAUUCAAGAAUGUGAUUACUACAGUACAGUUACCUUAAUUACUGUAACGUGCCUACAUUUUCAGGCUGCCUUCUCAGUAUAACCCUCUGUGCUUCGAAAUUUUAUUUUGUGUACUUUGUAUUUAAUACACAGAAUGAGCACUUUUUUUAAUUGCAGAAAGAUAUAUGCUGUAUUUCCCUGACCACAGCUGAAAAUGGUAAGAACCAGGAAUUCUGAUUUCCUAUUCCAGAUCGCUUGGUAGAGGUGCAUGUGCCACAGUGAACUGUGUAUGGAGAGGCAGUGCUUUUUGUAUUUAUUUUUCUGUAAUAAGCAAAGAAAAUAAGCAAAGAGUUUGUCACAUUUGCAUUGUUGUCCUGUAUGGUCAGUUCCCUGUGUACUUCAAAAAGUUCUCUCCAGAAUUACAAGUCUCGUAACAGUAUUUUAUAAAUACUGUACUUGUUUGUUCUGUCUGUGUAAUAGCUGUUCAGUGGUAGCAAAGGAGUCGGACUGCAACCAUCUACAGUGUCUUUGGGAUUUUUGAGAGGCAAAAAUCCACCCUCUGGUACUACAGCACCAAAUCUGGAUGGCAGACUGGGACCACUGAAAGCAAUAGGUGAAUUUUCUCUUGGACACUUGGUCUUCAAUAGCCUCCGUUAUUGUUACAGUAAUGAGGUAACUAAUAUGGGUAUGUUUGAGGUGCUAAAGGUCUGAUCCUGCUUUCAUGUAUAUCUUUAUACAUUAGAAACAGCUCUUUCUUUAUUCCAAGGACUGUAUUGAGAAUGUCAGUAAAAUAGACGGUGGAAAAUGCAGACACUUUGUUAAUGGGGCUGAGGGAAUAUACAGCCGGAGUACGGUGGAAAAGCACACAGUCAGUGACAGCGUUGCCUGGGGAGUACAGAGAUUACUGAGUUAGCCCUGUCCUGAGACAAUAACUCUUUAAAGCACAAACUUGUAUGAAUGUGGUUGCUGCUUCAGGUGGCUCAGGUAGAGCCAGUGUGAGUGUCUCUGUACCUGGAGCUUGGUUAAUCAGCAGUCUGGAUAGUCCAUCUACAGAUAAUGGAAAGCUGGUUUCCCGCUCUUACAGCAGAAGAAUUUUACUUAAAUGAAAGAGAGCAAAGUCAAGGUCAUUGCUGUGAAAGUGAACAGUGUGAAAUUUUUCCUUUGAAUGUGCACACCUUACUUGCACAGUUCUGCAAGUGAUAAAAUAAAACUAGUGGGUUAUUUUCUCCUACAAAUGCAAGCUAUAUUCUACUAUUCACCAUUACACAGCCUUGCUCUUUAGAAAAUAAGCCUAUUUUUGUACACAAGUAUUUCUUCUAAAGGCUUAGGUUUCAUCUUUUUCAUACUCUAAUUCUGAUCAUUCCAGAAAUAAGAUGAUAGAAAGCUGAGGUUAUUUUUCAUAGAUGAUUAAUUAGA
Molecule: messenger RNA, 6825 nt
Organism: Corapipo altera (White-ruffed manakin)
Lineage: Eukaryota; Metazoa; Chordata; Aves; Passeriformes; Pipridae
Gene: ANKRD50
Product: ankyrin repeat domain 50
Exons: 5
Coding region: 1076-5329 (1417 amino acids)
Molecular function (GO): protein binding
Source: RefSeq, a predicted model, not a curated record